AGUAGAUUUGACAUUUGUGUGAAGAGAUGAAGUGUGUGCUGUAACACUGCAGUCAAAGAUACAGUAUCGCUUAUACAAUGUCCCAGCAGACUCCAGCGGACUCCGAACGACCAGGACAUGCAGGAAAUUUGGGACCUUUAAGAAUGGACUACACUCCCACAGAAGAGGAGAGGAGAGUGUUCAGAGAGUGCAACCAGGAAAGCUUCUGGUACAGUUCUCUGCCCAUAUCUGUCGUCAGCAUGGCUGUCACUCAGUUGCUUAUUUCUAGAGGUGCUCUUAGUGCUUCUGGCAGAUUUGGAUCUUUGCCCAAAUUAGCUUUUGCUGGUUUUUGUGGCUAUGUUGGAGGAAAGAUGUCAUACAUGAAGAAAUGCAUUGAGAAGUUUAAGAACUUGGAGAAUUCACCUCUUGGAGAGGCACUGAGACAGCAACAGCGCCACCAACAUCAAAAGUUCACUCAAGAUCAGUCAGAGCUGAGUGAUCCAAACAAAGCUGAUUUUGAGCCUGCCUUUCAGCUUGAAGAUCAGAAGGAUCAGUCCUUCUCCUAUGACAGAGAUUUCACAUACUCUGACCCUAUGAUGACCUCAUCAACACAAAAUACAGCAUCCUCCAAUAACCCAUCACACAUUGAGGAGGACGUACAGGAUAGACGUGUUCUGUAUGGGGACCUGCGGAGUAAACACAGGGAAAACUAUGAAGUCACAAUGACUAAGAAAUCAGAGAUGCUGCUGAAGCCUUCUGAGAGGAGCUCGGUCACGAGAGGAAAGAAGAAUAUAUAUGGAGACAAUUGGGAGGAGUGAACGCUGCUUCAACACUUUUUCUCAGUGUGAACCUGAUAUAUUUAACAAUACAGAUGUGGAGCUGUCUGAGAGAUGUCUGUUGUGUGAAUUAAACGCUCAAUGUUUUUUUUAAACACGCACAGCUUACUGUGAUCUGUUUACAGCAUCAACAUUUGACAUACCCUGAAGACAGUAGUAAUGGUGCACUGUAUUUCUCACUUUGAUUGUUCAUCGUGAGAAACCCUUCAAGUCAGCAGCAAAUUUGGUCAUUGUUGCAAUCGUUUAAUGCUUGAGAGUCAUACACCCUUUAAACUAAGUAUGGGCAAUAAUUUGAAGACAGAGUUGUUAAAAAUAACACUUGGACAAUUAAAAAAAAUAUGGUGUAAAAAUAUAGUUAUUUACUAGUUGGCAGUUUGGCUAAGAAGAGAAUGCGAUAUUUUGUGUGUGUGUGUGUUUUACUAUAAAUCCACAAAGAUUAUGUUGCAUAAUGUUAACUUAAAUGUAUAAUCUGAAGCACAGCUGUGAUCUUUCUCUUGAAGUUAUAGUAAGUUUUUUAAGUGUCUUUGAAGUUGAUUUUAUUUUUACUUUUAAAUAUGUAAUAUGCAGCAGACAUCUUCACAUGUGGCUGAUGAAUCGUUGACAAAAGAGAAGUUUUCUGCCAGAGUUGGUUUUAUGGCUCCAUGAAAGCUAAAUAAAUAAUAACAGUAAUAUUUUUGCAAUGCAAUGAAAUAAAUGAAAAUGGAAUUAAA
This is a messenger RNA of Danio rerio (zebrafish), 1525 nucleotides long. Its product is annotated as un-named sa25545. Lineage: Eukaryota; Metazoa; Chordata; Actinopteri; Cypriniformes; Danionidae. The record is from RefSeq and is marked validated.